AUGAAGAAGGCGAGGGGCGAGCGCCCGGCGAAAACCCGAGAUUCCAGGGAGCACGGCCCAAGAGGCGGGGAAAACGGGGACCGGGCGGGGGAGCACGUGGAGCCCGAAGGGGGGGAUCGUGCCCACCCGGGGGCGGUGCGUCGGCGCAGACUACCCGGCCCAGAACCCCCGAGGGGCGCGAGAACCCCGGGCAGCACAGAGGGGGGCAAAAGCGCGGCCCACCACAAGAGGCAGCGGGGGGAGCCCACGGGACGACCCGAGCAGGGCGGGAGUGUGGGGCCCAGCCCACCGCUCCCAGGGCACGCCACACCCGCGGGAGAGGGGACACACCCCACGCCCCCACAGGGGAGGGACCGCACCAGCACAGCCCAGAGAGGGACAAGGCGGGGGAAGCCACCGCGCGGGGGCCCCAGAGAGGGCGGGCCGCGCGGCACGAGACCCGGGCCCGACCAGGACUAG
Molecule: messenger RNA, 459 nt
Organism: Penaeus indicus
Lineage: Eukaryota; Metazoa; Arthropoda; Malacostraca; Decapoda; Penaeidae
Product: proline-rich protein 2-like
Exons: 2
Coding region: 1-459 (152 amino acids)
Source: RefSeq, a predicted model, not a curated record